GUCGGAAACACUGCUUUUCUAAAAUGCCGUCCUAAGUCCUAACACGAGUCUUGACUUAUAAAUUAUUUUUUCUUGAGCACUCUGAGUGAAUAAUAUAUGAUAUAGGUGGGUAGCUAUUUCCUAUUGGCUACUAAUUAUUAUAUUGUUUAAAAUCGUUUUUAUUAUCAUCAGUUUUAGACAUUAACAUUUUAAAUCAAUGUUAUUAUUUACAAAUAAUAGCAUUGUAAAGUAAGUUUAUUGUUUGAACUUUUUAAGUUGACAUUUUGAUUUCGUACUCCUGAAAAUACAAGAAAUUUAGAAGUAUAGAAUAUCAGUAACUACAAUAUUCAACAUGAAUUCCACUCUGUCUCUCAAGUGUUUACCAUAUAUUAACGGUUCAAAACGUAAUGCUAUUCGUGGUGUUUAUUGUCUAACUCAACGUUUUAAAUCAGAUGAUGAUAAUAGUUCAAAAAAAAACCAAUUAGCUGUUGACAAACUAAAUGAUCUACUGAAAACCAUGAAGAAAGGGAAUGACACCGAAAUGCCUCCUCAACAAUCUAAACCUAUUGAAUUGGCGAAACCUAGACAAUUGGCCAGAAAAGCGGAACAAAAAAAACAAGAAACUGAUGAUUCUAAACAAAAUAAGCCAUUGGGUGAAAAAUUAUCUGAUGCAGCCACCAAAGUUGCCCAAUCAAUUGGAGGUGAUACCAAUAAAACUAAAUCAGAUUUAUUGAAUUUGCUGAGAAUUUACAACAAUGAACCUGAUAACUCUUCUGAAAAAAAGGUGAAAUCUUCGGUUCAGUUAGAUGAUUUACUAUCUGGAAUGAAAAUUGAUCGUACCCAAUCUAAAAAGUCUCCAGAGUUUAGUGAUGUCGAUAGAGCUCAACGAGUAAGAGAAUUGUUAGGCCACAGUUCAGGUGAUCAUCAAAGAACUAAAAAAUACAGAAAGCCAAUGGAUAAUUAUAUGCCUAUUAAUUUAUUUAGCAGUGAACCUCUUGGUAUAUUUAAAAACAUUGACACGAACAAAGAUAUUCCAACAUUGCCUACUUGGGAUCGAUUGCAUGAAAAGAGUUUACAAACAGCAGUAACACAUCCACCGAAAAAUAUUUAUGAACAAAUGAUUAUUUGGACGGAACAAGGAAAAUUGUGGGAAUUUCCUAUUAAUAACGAACAAGGUAUGGACGAUGAAAGCAAUGUGUUUUUUGCGGAACAUGUGUUCUUAGAACCACUAAUUGAUGAAUGGUGCCCGAAGAAAGGACCAAUCAGACAUUUUAUGGAAUUAGUAUGUGUUGGAUUGUCAAAAAAUCCAUUCCUAUCUGUUGAAGAAAAAAAAGAUCACAUAAAUUGGUUCAGGCAGUAUUUCUAUGAGAAAAAUCAACUUUUGAGUGAAGUUGGUGCAUUCGAAAUUAAGUCAUUACCAGAAAAUGUUAAGGAAUAUUAUAAACCUUCAAUUCCAGAUGAAUAAAAUAAAUAAAUAAAUAUUUGUAGUGUAGAGCAUUUAAAUAGUUAAUAAACUAUUUUA
Molecule: messenger RNA, 1501 nt
Organism: Myzus persicae (green peach aphid)
Lineage: Eukaryota; Metazoa; Arthropoda; Insecta; Hemiptera; Aphididae
Gene: mRpS31
Product: 28S ribosomal protein S31, mitochondrial
Exons: 2
Coding region: 332-1444 (370 amino acids)
Cellular component (GO): mitochondrial small ribosomal subunit
Molecular function (GO): structural constituent of ribosome
Source: RefSeq, a predicted model, not a curated record